Molecule: messenger RNA, 2098 nt
Organism: Actinia tenebrosa (Australian red waratah sea anemone)
Lineage: Eukaryota; Metazoa; Cnidaria; Anthozoa; Actiniaria; Actiniidae
Molecular function (GO): lipid binding
Source: RefSeq, a predicted model, not a curated record
AGACCAUAACACACGUAUAAGAUCUUUCGUCUUGUUGACCUUAAGUAGACCACAUUUUAAAACAUAUUAGCGGUGCUCUAACAGACAAGAUCGUGUCCCUAAAGCAAUCUUCGUGGAUUAAGCAGGGAUGAGUAGUACUCCAAAGGCAAUUUUAUUCUGCAUUUGAUCAAAGCAAAACAUCUUUUUCGAUCGAUAUGUCUUCAAGGGAUGUCGAGGUCGUUCUAAUUUUGAGAUCAAAGGCGGACGUUGACUUCACCCUUUCUGAUCAAGACGGUCAUAUCAUUGCAUCCUAUUUCUCAGAAGAGAAAUCGAAGAUUCCAGGCGGAAGUUAUUUGUAUUCCAUAAAUAACCAUCCACUCCAUGGCUCAGCAGCUACACUAUUGAAUGACGUUAAUCACACUAUUGACUCAGAGGAAAGCUAUCCAUUGACACUGAUAUUCAAGAGUGAGCCUGACAAGAAAUUAAAAAAGAAGUUGACUCUUCCAUUACCUGAUGACUUCUUGGGAGAAAUUCCAGCCCUGACAGAGGAAGAAAUUCAGGAAUAUACGAAACUAGCCAAGACAUGGGUGCAAGGUCUUCUGGAUGCCUCAACUUCAGAUAAAGGCUUCAACUACAUUUGUACUAAGGAAAAUGUUGAUAUAUACCAAGGACAUGACCCUGAUAAAAAGAUUCAGCUAGUUCGUGGUCAAACAAAGAUCAAAUGUUCUGUGGACGAAAUGAGAGCAUUUAUGAUUGCUCCUACAACGGAUUCAUUCAGACGACUCUUUCACAUGAUUGAUGUUCACUUCCAAGAUGGCUUGGUGCUCCACAGAUUUCCAACCAACUACAAGCAUCCAGACGUUCCCUUUUAUUCCAUCAAAUGGGGUAUAAUGGGAAUACAGUCUAGUCCACUGUGGUUACGAGAUGUAUGCUGGCUGGAGUAUGGUGAUAUGAUGAAUGAUGAGAAUGGUGUUCAGAUGGGGUUUGGUGUGGCUUCUUCAAUUAAGAGGCCAGAGUGUCCGACAAUGGAGAAUUACAAAUUAGUUAGGGCGGAUAUGAUGUGCAGUGGUUAUGUGUUUAGAAAGGUACCAGAUGAACCAGACUGUAUGCAGGUAACAUACAUUGUACAAGCUGAUCCAAAGGGCUGGUUACCCAAAUGGGCUGUCAACAUGUUUGCCUGGCAAGAAGCCUUGAACUUGGCAAGGAUACGUAAUAAUGCAGAGGGGAUUCACCAAGCCAAAGAAAAGAUGUCGGACCACAACAGAAAUGGAGCUGCUGUCCAAGGUGUCCUCAUCCCACAUGGUAAACAAUAUGACAUUGAUAUCAAAGUCACUGGCCACAUGUCAGUGCUUUCGUUUGGCUUCAGCACCUUACAACAUGACAUUGGGUUUUAUAUAMGUGGAUUGACCGGAGAUGUGUCCUGGAGUGAAAACACCAGAUACCAAGCUGAUCAGUCACCCAUAUCAGGACAGGUUAAUCUUUUUGAAGGUCGAUAUCAUCUAGUGUUUGAUAAUUCCUACAGCUGGUUCAAGUCUAAACAAGUGUAUUAUUGGUUCAGCGUCAUGGACAGCUGACAUCAGCCAAGUCCAGUUUAAAAUUAGCAGGGGAUAGGGUGGAUAUUUCAGGCAUAAGUUUGAAAAGACUUUUUCAGCUUGAGUGCAAUGCUUUUCUAUUUUGGGCCAGGAGGUUCAAGCCCUGACCAUACACGUCCACACAUUUAAAAAUUCUAAAAUGGGAAGACAAUCAGAAGCGAUUAUACUCAUGCUCUGAGGAGCUAGAAAAAUUUUGUUUAUGUGGUACAAAAAAAAGCUAUCACAUGAUUUUGAUGAUUUUGGACCGAGAUGAAAACAACCAGGUGCUACAGUUUACUGAUUGCAUAGUUUGAGUUAAUCAUCCUUGAGCACUUGAUUACAAGACUGCCUGGGGAAAACAUUCUCCAUCCAACAUGGCUGCCAUAUGAGAAAAGUUGUAGUUCUCCUAACCACCCUUACUUAUCCAUCAAUAAACAGACAAGGUGUAUAGUAUUUAUGUAACGGUGUAGGCUAAACUAUUGAGCUGUAUUUUGUAACUUUGUAUCCUUUCGAAAAAAUUAAAGAAUUAAAAAAUCAUGAUAGGUCCA